AUGGCGCCGAGAUGCAGACCCUCCGCUGGCGUCGGGAAUCACCCCAUGGCCAGAAAGGCGGAGCCCGAAGGAUAUGGCUGCCCAUCACUGGUCCAACCUAUGGUUAGAGGAGCGGUGCAAGCCCCGGCGGCAGAUGGAGAGGAGGGGCGCCGAAUACUGAGAUUUGCUUUUUGGACGGAGAGAAUUAAAGCCGAGAGGGAGUGGAUCUGUUGGUCAACUUUGAUUGAGUUCCUCCAUUUCCCCUAUGGCGUCUCUGCAACUACCACUCUCCCUCCUCAUAUUUUCUCUCUCCAUACUCUCCACCGCCUCCAAGCCAUACUAGCCGCUGCCUACGCCUCAGUCCAUCAUCGACGCCGCCGAAACCCUGGCCACUCGGGGUACACCGCCAUGUCCCUCACCCUCCAUCUCAUCGCCCCCGCCCAGCCCCUCCCCGCCGGACUCCGCCUUCUCCGCCUACGGUAA
Messenger RNA from Striga asiatica, 462 nucleotides. The record is from the annotation of a GenBank genome assembly. NCBI's taxonomy places the organism in Eukaryota, Viridiplantae, Streptophyta, Magnoliopsida, Lamiales, Orobanchaceae.